UCGUCCCGAUACGGUGCAGACUACGUGUGUUUUAUUGUGCUAAGAUGCAUUCAACCGUAGGCUUUAAAGCUUUUGUUAGAAAUAUUGAUUUUCCUGACCAAGCAAACAAAGCAUUCGGGACGGGACCUGCUGCAGUACUCAACAAUUUGUGUCGACGCGGCCAUGUUGAAUCUAAUUUCUUGAUCUUGUUUCUUGGUUCUGGGGUCCGGCCUGUCUAACCCGUCUGUGAGUGUGACAGCUAGCUAAAGAAGGAAACGACUGCAUCUGAAUUCAAGUGGUAAUUUCUUUUUUGCGUUGUUCACACACAUGCAGCAGAGACAUAAACAUGGGAGGAAGGUCAUAUGUCACAUCAGGCUGUAUCUUCAUGCUUCUUCUUCUUAGUAAUCAUGUCUUCAUCAUUGAUGGAUGUUGGCAAGAAAUGAUCACUCUAGAGACUGACAGUUCAGAGGAAACUCUUACAUCUUUGUAUUUCCCUUCAAAUUAUCCAUCCAACUUGGACUGCAACUAUAAUAUAGUCGCCCCAAACGGUAGAAGAGUUCGUAUCUACUUCACAUCCUUCACAAUGGAGGACCCUAAUGAAUACGCUACCUGUUUAUAUGAUUACAUCACAAUCCAUGAUGGAGAUUCAGAUGCUGAUCCAUUAAUUGGAACAUUCUGUGGCCAGACAGUACCUCCUGUUAUUACAUCCAGAGGGCGCCAUUUAGUUAUCCAUUUUGUAUCUGAUGGAUCGAUUGAAGAAGCUGGGUUUAGUUUAGUGGCACAGUCAGUGUCUUCAGAUUAUCGAGAGCCUUUACCAACAAGCUCCAGUGAGUUUUGUGUUUCAGUGUUGGAGGAGACUACUGGUGAAUUCUUCAGUCCAGGUUAUCCAGAUUCUUAUGAUCAUAAUCAAGACUGUUUUUUUAUUGUCAUUGUUUCGGAUGAAGCAGAAACUAUUCAGCUCCGUUUCACAUCAUUUGAUUUGGAGCCAUCCCAGACUUGCAUCUAUGAUUUUGUUGAAGUACGUGAUGGAUCUUAUCUAGUGUCUCCUUUGAUUGGUCGAUACUGUGGUGGAUUCAACAACGCCCCGCCAUCCUUAGUUGAGUCAAGUGGACCAUCUAUUUAUAUCCAGUUUCACACAGAUAUAUCGGCAUCAUUCCAAGGAUUUUAUGCUGAAUAUGCAAUUGGUUCUAUUGGAUUCAGGACAAGUUCAGAUACUGGAGAAUCUGUGCAGACAUCAGUGUGUGAUAUCCGCCAUGCAGUCUUGACUGAACGUAGUGGGUUUAUUGUGUCUCAUAGUAACUUCCCCCAAGGCUCUUAUGAUCAUCAUUCUAGCUGCUCUGUUCAGAUUGUUGGAUCUCGAAGCUAUGAAAAAGUCCUCAUUGAUUUUAUUCAAGUCGAUCUUCCAUCUUCUUCAAACUGUGGAAGUUCAUCUUCAGACUACAUUCGAGUUAAUGAUGGUCAACUGGACUCUGACCAUGCAACAUUAGGUACCCUAUGUGGUAGUGAUGUAGGGCGUUAUACAAGCAGUGAUAUGUUUGCUAGUCUAGUAUUCCAUACAGACGGUGCCGCUAAUGCUGGAUAUUUAGGAUUUAAAGCGUUGUACACCAUCUUCUAUGAAGAUGCUUAUGGCUGUGCAGACAAUGACUAUCAUUGUAAGAAUGACCAUUGUAUUGGAAGUUCCUUGGUAUGUGAUGGAUACAAUCACUGUGGCGAUAACUCGGAUGAAGACGAUGGAUGCGGUGCUGAGGAUGAUCUGACUUGGUUAAUGAUUGUUGGAAUUAUACUUGGUUGCAUGGCACUUAUUGGGAUUGGGCUUUGUACUGCAUGCUGCUGUCUGAAUAAUACUGCUAGAAGACCCACUACAACUAGAGCUCCAUCUGCAAAUGGAACAGCAUUGUCAACUAUUUCAUCUCAGAAUAAUGAUGUCCAGAACCCAACCUAUCUCCCAGGGCCAAUUACUUCCUCGGCACCUUCUUCUUACACCCAUCAAGCACCUUCCCCCUACCCCCAACCAGCUUCAUCCUUACCCCCGAAGUACUCUGAGAUCUGGAACAACCCAGUUGAUGUACCCCCUAUCCAAGGUUCCCAGAACGGCUACCCAGUGCCUCCAGCCCCUGAGCCCAGUAAUAUAUACAAACGGGAGGAUGAAGAGGAUUAUGCCGUUCCUGAUCAACUUGAAAACACACCUAAAAGUCUAAAUGCACCUGUUCUCCCCCCUCCAGCAUUUCAGUAUGCCCCGCCCACUGCAGAUAACCCAUCAGGGGUAAAUGGAGGGGUACAUGUAAAUGAAGGUUUGAGUUCAGCCCAGGGGAUUAGACAACCUAGGGGUGGAACUCUGCCUCCAUUAAAAGGUAUAAAGGGAAGACCAGCUGAAGAACAAUAAGGAAGAAACCAAAAUGAGCAAUCAAUGAAUAUGUAAAUAAACUUCAUAUUUUUAACAACUCCAAUUUAUGGAUGAAAAAUAGAGCACAAACUACUUGCAUUGAGUUUGUCAGUGACAUUUUACCACUACUUCAUGUUGUGCUCUAUUCAUCCAUCAAUUAGAAAUGUUAAACAGUUUUAAUGAACAUUCCUAAUGAAUAUACAUGUAUUCAAGAAGAUGUGAAUACUGUAUGCUUUGUGACCAUAGGCUUUAUACAAGUACUAUAUUGGGAUGCCCAACAUAAUAUAGGUUUACAUAAGUUAUAAUUAUUGUAUAGACCAUAGAUAAUGUUGUUAUUGCUGUGUGUAGGUUUUAUAUCAAUAUCAGUCUCUUCUGUUUUUGACAUGAUACAUGUGUUAUCAACUUCUGAUUCCUUGUACUGUACAUGUAUAGACCCCUAACAUUUGUCAAUAUUAUGUGCAUGGGAGUGUCUGCGCCUUGUGGUCUGGUAUGAAACAGAAGAAGAAGAAGAUUUAUUGACCAAUUCCACAAGAAAAGUUCAUACUGGUAUGUCCUUGAAAAAGCCAUUUUGCCAUAGUUGUCGAUCUUCUCUUCACCUUUAAAAGUAACUGGAAUCAUUGAUGAAUAAGUUUUCAUUGAAGUUCCUCUUAGAUAAUGUAUAUAGCCCAAUAGCAUACUUUCAUUUCCCGAUUGCUGCGGUUUUAAAAGUGUCAAACAGUAUUUAUUUUUAACACCCGUUUCAGACAGGCGUGCCAGAGUGGCACCGAACCAAAUAAAGAGCGACUGUAAUAAAGAGCGACUGAACCCAAAUAAGUUUUGGUUUCAGACAGGCGAACUUAACAUUAUCAUUGGCUCGGCUCAUGAAAAGAUCUACGUCUAAAACCAAGUCGCUCCAGAGUCGUUCUGAACAAAUGCAACAGUCGAUCUUUUGACUUCUAGCGGUCCUGUCGCUCCUAACUGUUUCAAACGUCCAACUUUUCAUUGCGAACUUUUCAUGAUUUUGCUCUGGCGCGACUCUGGAGCGCCUGUAAAAUAUUCCUUUGUAUUGGGAUAUAAGUAUACUGAUAUAAUUGAUGAAUUGGUCUGCCAAAGUUAAACAUUGCAAAAAAAUAAUUUUGUUGUCAAAGGUUAGCGAAAGUAAAUGCCUUCCCAUCGGAUAGAAAUGAGCUCGCACGUUCGCUUAUGUUUACAUGUGAUAACAAGUUUUUUGCAGCAUGAAUUUCCAGUAAAAAGAGAUAUCGAUUUGUGAAUCCGUCCCGAAAAGCUACCUCCUUUGUAAAUGUCUUUCAUCUUAUAAUUGUAAAUAAACUUUUUCGACAUGUUGGUAAAAAUUUCCUUGAAUUUUAUGUAAAUAUGUUGAAAGUCUACUUUUUUAUUUUUACAAAGACUAUUUGCUACACAGAAGAUAAUAAUUAUAUAAGUUUUGUUUUGAUCUCUAAUUAAAUUUCAAAUUUAUCGCCUUUAAAAAGAAGGUAACUUGUGUUUGAUGCAGUUCUAUAAAGUUAAAUA
Molecule: messenger RNA, 3871 nt
Organism: Asterias rubens (European starfish)
Lineage: Eukaryota; Metazoa; Echinodermata; Asteroidea; Forcipulatida; Asteriidae
Product: cubilin-like
Exons: 10
Coding region: 326-2362 (678 amino acids)
Molecular function (GO): protein binding
Source: RefSeq, a predicted model, not a curated record